AUGCAAAAAAAGGAGCACCAUAAUGAGUCAUAUAAGUGCAGAUGUUCAGCAGAGUCUGCCAAACAUACACCCAAAGAACAGCAAGAUCAUCGUAGGCUGCACUUUGAGUACUACUUUAUUAAAGAGCCUCAAACAUGGGACGAAGCUCAGAGCUACUGUAGAGAAAGAUAUACAGACCUGGCCACAGUGCCUGAUAUGACAUAUAUGGAGAGACUCUACACAAAUUUGAUUGAAAGCCCUGGAGGGUUGACGAAUGUUGGUUGUGGUGAUAGUUUUGCUUUUAUCUGCUAUAAUGAACAAGACAAAUCACUCCAUUUCAUUGACACUCCUAAACCAUCCUGGAGGGAGGCUCAGAGCUACUGCAGAGAACAUCACACAGACCUGGCCAGUGGAGUGAAACAGUUAAAUAAUUCAGUCAGUAAAUUUUCUGAUAAACUACCAUUGUGGAUCGGCCUGUUCAGAGACACCUUGAGGUGGUCAGAUGGGAGUAAUUCUUCUUACAGACUCUGGGAAACCAUUGCAGAUAAAUUCAUCCUGAUCAAUGAAACUAAAAACUGGGAGGAGGCCUUAAAUCACUGCAGAACGUAUCAUCAUGACCUGGUCUCCAUCACAAACCUUGAAGAGCAGGAAUUGGUGAAGGAGAAAGCCAAGAACGCCAACACAUCCCACGUCUGGCUGGGACUGCGCUACAGCUGCACUCUUGGUCUGUGGCUGUGGGUCAGUGACUGGCUUGUCUGCUAUGAGAACUGGGCCAAUCAAACAAUCACUGACCAGUGUGACAGGUCUGUAGCCAUGGAGACAGGAGGAGAAAAUAAGUGGUUCAAGAAAAAUGAUGAAGAGAAGUUUAAUUUCAUCUGUUCUUUAAAGUAG
Molecule: messenger RNA, 870 nt
Organism: Archocentrus centrarchus (flier cichlid)
Lineage: Eukaryota; Metazoa; Chordata; Actinopteri; Cichliformes; Cichlidae
Exons: 5
Coding region: 1-870 (289 amino acids)
Source: RefSeq, a predicted model, not a curated record